Messenger RNA from Mastomys coucha (southern multimammate mouse), 5272 nucleotides. RefSeq names its product RNA binding motif single stranded interacting protein 2 (gene Rbms2). The transcript is spliced from 16 exons. The record is from RefSeq and is a predicted model, not a curated record. Bases 386 to 1606 code for a protein of 406 amino acids. Lineage: Eukaryota; Metazoa; Chordata; Mammalia; Rodentia; Muridae. Gene Ontology annotation, cellular component: nucleus; ribonucleoprotein complex; cytosol. Gene Ontology annotation, molecular function: poly(U) RNA binding; mRNA 3'-UTR binding; poly(A) binding.
GGCCGUGCAAGCAUUUCUUCUGCAGCAUGCCGGCACUGUCUGUUCGCUAUCACAGCAAAGCAGCUGCAGGAAAGACAGAGAGCAGAGCUUUGUUUUAGAGAGAGUCUGGGCUUAAUGUCUGUUGUGACAAAGGCGGGUUAAUUUACUUCUAGAGAAUGUGUGUGGCAGCAGUGGGAGUCCUGAGGAGGGGCUCUGAAGGCAUUCCGUCUCCCUCUGGCUUCUAGGUGGAUGGGUAGGCUUCCUUGGUAUCACUUGUAAGUUUUCUUUUCCUGUUACAACUCCUCCUUAGAGGGCAUAUUGGAGCUCAGAGACGACAACCUAACUGUGUGAACGUCAUUUGGCUUGGCUAUAAAUUCCACACCUGCUCCGUAACAGUAAAGAAAAAAUGCUGCUAUCAGUGACUUCCAGGCCUGGGAUUUCGACUUUUGGCUAUAACAAGAACAACAAGAAGCUAUAUGUGGCUCAGCAAAUGGCACCCCCGAGUCCAAGGGACAGCACCCCCAACAGCAGCAGCGGUGGGAGUGGCGGGAGCGACCAGCUGAGCAAAACGAACUUGUAUAUCCGAGGCCUGCAGCCUGGUACCACUGACCAGGACCUUGUCAAGCUCUGUCAGCCGUAUGGCAAGAUUGUCUCCACUAAGGCCAUACUGGACAAGACCACAAACAAGUGCAAAGGCUAUGGCUUUGUGGACUUCGACAGUCCGUCGUCAGCACAGAGAGCUGUAUCUGCACUGAAAGCCAGUGGUGUGCAGGCACAAAUGGCAAAGCAACAGGAGCAAGACCCUACAAAUUUAUACAUCUCAAACCUCCCUCUGUCAAUGGAUGAGCAGGAAUUGGAGGGCAUGCUGAAGCCCUUUGGCCAGGUCAUCUCCACUCGGAUCCUUCGAGACACUAGUGGAGCCAGCAGAGGGGUCGGCUUUGCAAGGAUGGAGUCCACAGAGAAAUGUGAAGCCAUCAUCACCCACUUUAAUGGAAAGUAUAUAAAGACGCCCCCUGGAGUAGCAGCACCUUCUGACCCCUUGCUUUGCAAAUUUGCUGAUGGUGGGCCAAAGAAACGACAGAACCAAGGAAGAUUUGUACAAAAUGGACGGGCCUGGCCAAGGAACGGAGACAUGGGUGGUAUGGCCUUGACCUAUGACCCCACCACAGCUCUUCAGAACGGGUUCUAUGCCGCUCCUUACAGCAUCGCGCACAGCAGGAUGCUGGCUCAGUCUGGGCUAGCCCCGUAUCUUCCAUCUCCUGUGUCUUCCUAUCAGAGAGUGACUCAGACAUCUCCUCUACAAGUACCUAGCCCAUCUUGGAUGCAACACCAGUCGUACCUCAUGCAGCCUUCAGGCUCAGUUCUGACGCCAGGGAUGGACCACCCCCUUUCUCUCCAGCCUGCCUCCAUGAUGGGACCUCUUACUCAGCAACUGGGUCACCUGUCACUCAACAGCCUGGGCACGUUCAUGCCAACAGCUGCUGCUAUGCAAGGAGCUUACAUCUCCCAGUAUCCAGCUGUGCCUUCUUCCAGUGUGUCUGUUGAGGAGAGCAGUGGUCAGCAGAAUCAACUGGCAGUGGAGCCCCCCUCAGACCAUGGGGUCUAUCCUUUCCAGUUCAGCAAGUAAAGAGGUUCAGACCUGGGAAAGAAGCCUAUGCACUCCUCCUUGGCAGUCUUCCCAUUGCUGAUGGAACCUGAGGAACCACACUGUUUUUUGAAUGUGCUACAUUCAAGAUCAAAAAGACUUUUUUCUUUUGCAAAAGAAGUUUCUUGCUUUGUAUUUAAUUGCAGCAAAUCUUUCUCCUACCCCAAAGACACCAGCUGAGCUGCUUCUCAUCCUCAAGAGGUUUGGGUAUGCUGGAUUGCUUAGGAAGGCUUCUUAAAAUGAUUUAAGUAAGAACAGUAGCAGUGCUGUAAAAUCAAUGAAGGAACCCUGCUUGCCAGGUUCAGUUAUGGACUAUUUUUAUAUGUAUUUUAAAUAUGCAGGCUUAAAAUUUUUGUUUUGCAAAGCUCUCAGCACACUUUACUAUCCCCCCCACCCCCAGGGUCUCACAGUGCAGUCCUGGCUGGCUGACAAUGUAGACCAGGCUGGCUUUGAACUCACAGAGACCCUUCCCACUCUGAGUGUACCACCAUGCCUAGCUAAUUGUUUGUUUGUUUUAAACAUCUUUUCCACAUUGUUUUCUCCUUCCCAUUUAGCUGAGCCCGCCUACUUUGCCUUUUUACAACUUUUAAUUUUAUGAAUUUGAUUUAAGUUUCAUGUGGAAUUGGGGGAAGGGAGAGCAACCCACAGGGAGAUUAGUGUGGUCAGUGGAGGUGGCUUUCCCUCUGCCCUCCUGUCCUAGGAGAGAUUAGACUUUGACUUCAGGAAACAGACACGUGACAACCAUGCAGCCUUGGAAGCCACCUUCAACCAAAUCGGGUGGCAAGUGCGACCGUGAAGUGUCAUCCAGCUUGAGCUUUCUGGGACACCUGUUCUGCCUCCUGGAGGGUCUUGGUCUUCACCCUGCCCCAAGUUUCACAGCCCCCUCCGGAAGUUCCACCCUCCACUUUACCUGGAGGUUUGUUUUGUCCUCGAGAGAGGCUGCUGUCCUAUCCAUCAUCCUUGAUUGUCAACUUGAGGAAUAUCAUUGAGUGCUUGGCAACUAGUUGUUGCAGACUAAUGAUGGUCCUGAACUCCCGACAAUACAGAACCUGAUCCCACUUCUCCAUCCCUUACUCCCUGGCAGUUAUUUGGUGUAGACUAAACCCCAGUCCAGCCCCAGCACGGAGCCAGUGAUGUUCAUGUAAUUGGCCAGCAGUGCCGUCUGUGACUUUGCCUCUUGGAGGAUCUCUUCUGCUCGGGUCCUCACAGCCUCUCAUCCCAGCUGCUGUACUCAAGUGCUACUUUGCUGAAUCAUGUAAUUCAGCAGGAACCAUCUUAGCAGGGCUCACCCUUGGUUGUUUGUGCAUGCCAAGUGCACACUGUUUGAAGGGAUGGAAGCAAGAAAACUGCUGUGUGUACUGUGCAUGCUUGAGAAUGGACUGUGCUCUCUAUGCAGAGUGCUCGGCCUAGCCCUGGUGUGUUUGGACCCCUUUCCCAGGGAACCAGAACACCGGAAAUCAUUUUCCUUCUUGUGGAAGGACAAAGGGGUGCUAGGAUAGAAAAAGGCAAAACUCACAGCCCCCUGGCCACUCAAAGCUCAGGAGGGACUUUUAAACAUGUCUGUCAUUAACUUUUCCCUUCUGCACGACCUUCCCCACACAAUGUGACUUGUUACAUCACAUCCCUUCAUGUCACAGGUACACCUCCAGUAGACAAAGUAAUGGAGAUGGGGAAGUGUGUCCAGGGGCCAGUGUGAAAGAGGAAGGGCAGAGCGUGGUGAUGGUGAAAAACUGGCAGGCAGCUGUGCGCACUACAGAAUUGAGAAUCCUGGCCUGAAUGUGCUGCUAUGCAUUCUAGAGGAAGGGGUUGAGGACAGUGGAAAGCAUAAAGUACAAAAUGACCAGUUUUCUUAUUGGUGCUUCCAACCUCAGGAAGGUCAGACCCAGUUAGUGAUCUCUAGCCCUCAGCGACAAGAGACCAGCAAACCCAGGGCUCUGUCCUGUGGACUGGGGAAGCCCUGCCAACAGUCUUGCUGUCACUGCUGCUCCUUCACUGCCUAUUAAAACUUGUUUCUUUUUCUGUAGUUCUAAGGCAAUUUGAAUGGCUGACAGUUUUGAGUAUACUGGUUAGAUUCUAGUGUUUCUGGUUGAACAGGUGUGAGCAUGGGAAAAGAGGGCAACCUGUAAUUUUGUUUUUAUAGUGGUUAAUGGCACUGUGUAAUUUCUGCUUGGUGAUUUCCAUCUACUCCAUUUUCCUCAUUAGCUCAUUACUCAGGAAGGUAGUGUUGGAGACAGGAAGUAGGAUGCCGGCCAUGAGGGAUGAGUUGUAAGCCACCUCCCCAUCAUCCUGCCCAAGGCUCACAAUACUGUCUCCUGAAUCCUGUUUGCAUUGAGGCCAGAUCGCUCUGCGCUCUACAUCUCACCUGUACUCAUUUUAGUACGUUGUGGUUUUGCUUCCAAUCAGAGAGUGUACUAGAGCUCACACCUGACAUGUGACUCUUCACUAGGAUCCAGGCCUAUCCCAUCUCGCUGCCAUUCCUUUUCAGGCUUGUUGGUUCAGACUGUAGAUGGACUAGACUUUUGGAGACAGGUCCUGAUAUUAAUUAGGAGUAUGUGGGAACAAUGAUGGGGACCAAGCUUGUGAAGCUAGGUGGCUUUGAAAAGGGAAAGUGCUCAAUAAUAAAAAUGGGGUGGUAGUGAAGCAUUAUUUGCUAUGAGGGUUUCAGAAGGACUAGUUUGUUUUCAUUCCUGUCCCUCCAGAUCAAGUGGGCACUUCCCAUUGCCAAGAGCAGUACAGUUGAGUAGGUGGUAGGCCAAACUCACCCAGCCCUUUCUAGACCCAGAGGAUAAGGUGAGUCUAGAGGUACAUACAAUCUGUGCUUGUUAGACUGAUUCUUCCCAAUUCCAAGCAAGCUGACCAUUCUACUUCUUGGUAGCCCCUUAAAAGUGCCUUUCAUUCCAAUAGUAGAUUCAGGGUCUACAGGGGCCUUCCUUGAGUAGUUGUAACCAAUUUGUCUCCUCUGCUCUUUGCUGAAGCUCCCUGAAGGCAGUCUCCAUGUGGCAGUGAUGUGAAAGCUCGAUGCCCUCAUCACCUUGCGACCACUGCUCUGAUUGUUCAAAAUAACCAUUUCCUGUCCAAGCAGAUCCUUGUCCUCAUUACUCAACUACCUCAGUCUCACAACUCAAGGCACACAAGCACCUACUUGCCUCACAUCAUCCUUUACUGCCCUAGUCUUUGUGGGGUUGGAACAAAUGCAAAUUCUUCAGUUCCAAAACUCAAACUGCUCUUUCUGGAUUGUCUUCUCUAGUGAUGUUGGCUCCCCAAUCACCUACAACAGCGAACUCUCCAGAUUGGUCAGGCUAUGUAUGCUGUGCAGUCAAAUGCCAUAGCUUAAGACCCCAAAGAGUAAGAACUGAUGGUGAUCUGCAGUUUGAGAGGGCUGGAAUUGACAUCUCUGCUCCUACCCCUCUGGGCCAGUCGGGUGAUAACUUCUAGAUGCACUCAUUACCUUGGAGAGAAGUUAAUUUAUACCUAAGAUGCAUUUUGUAUAUUUCUCCUUUACCCAGAACCCUGUAGUAGUUUUAUACUCUCCCACGUCUACGCCAACACUACCUCUCGCUCGCUCUCUGUGGCUGACUUUUGGUUCCAUUUCCUUCCUGUUACUUUUGCUAACGUGAACCUCUUUUUUAAAUAAAACACAAAACCUCC